AUGGCGCAUGGACGCGCAGCAGGCCCGGGGCGGGGCAGGCCGGCCAAGUCGGCUCGGGAGGCCCUGCGCGGAGAUGGCGAGUCGGCGAGCGCGCCGGGGCCAAACGGCGCGGGCGCGGGGCAGGCCGGCCAAGGCCGGCGCGCGGAGGCGGCCAUGGGGCGGGGCGGAGGGGCCGCGAUGACCCGGCGCGCAGGGGAGUCGGCCGCGGAGGGCUCGGGCGUGGCCCGUCGGGGGCGCUCGUGCGGAGUCGGCGCCGGGCAGGAGGCGGAUGGGCCGAGCGGCAGCCGGCGGUUGAGGCCACGGGGGCACGCGCAGGCGGAGGAGCUCGGGCGUGGUGACCUGCACCAGCACGGGCGGGGGCUCGCGCACGGGAGGCAAGUCGCGGAGGAGCUGGCGGCCCGCUCGAACAGAAGCUGCAGCCAGCGCCUGUACGGAGGGGAGCCAGUUAGCCGGAGCGAGGCGCCGCGAUGA
Aegilops tauschii subsp. strangulata is the source of this 471-nucleotide messenger RNA. The record is from RefSeq and is a predicted model, not a curated record. NCBI's taxonomy places the organism in Eukaryota, Viridiplantae, Streptophyta, Magnoliopsida, Poales, Poaceae.